Molecule: messenger RNA, 838 nt
Organism: Vitis riparia (riverbank grape)
Lineage: Eukaryota; Viridiplantae; Streptophyta; Magnoliopsida; Vitales; Vitaceae
Product: 60S ribosomal protein L44-like
Exons: 4
Coding region: 144-461 (105 amino acids)
Biological process (GO): translation
Cellular component (GO): cytosolic large ribosomal subunit; ribosome
Molecular function (GO): structural constituent of ribosome
Source: RefSeq, a predicted model, not a curated record
AGGGGAGUCGAACUAGAGGAUAGGAGCGGAGAUCGCAAAACCCUAACCCUAGCCCGGAGGUUCCUGCAGGCGGCAACAGAGAGGAGCUCUCAGAAAAAAAAAAAAAAAAAAACCCCAAUUUUUCCCGGGAAUUUUCGGUCACCAUGGUAAAUGUUCCAAAGACCAAGAAGACUUACUGCAAAAGCAAAGAAUGCGGAAAACACACCUUGCACAAGGUGACACAGUACAAGAAAGGAAAAGAUAGCCUUGCAGCCCAGGGGAAACGCCGGUAUGAUCGGAAACAGUCAGGCUAUGGAGGACAGACCAAACCCGUCUUCCACAAAAAGGCAAAAACCACCAAGAAGAUAGUGCUGAGGUUGCAAUGCCAGGGCUGCAAACACGUAUCCCAGCACCCAAUCAAGAGGUGCAAGCACUUUGAGAUCGGUGGCGAUAAGAAGGGGAAGGGCACUUCUCUAUUUUAGAUUGCAAAACCAGGCAAUUGCAAGGUCCAUCUUCCAUUUUUGUUAUGCUUUUGAGCUUUUCUAUUUGUUUUCAGCAAGAAAUACAAACAAACUUUGAUUUAUAGAUUUUUGUAGUUUUAUGCUGCCAUCAAAUUUGUCUGAUUAGGAUUAGUCUUAUCAAAGAGUGAUCUAGCUUGAACUUAUCCUGAAGAUUAGGUGGGUUUCCAACUGGAGAGUUGUUGGGAGCCUUUCCAUUAUUAGUUGGUUUUACAUUUGCUGCAAAUCCCAUAUAAUUGGUAAUUCUUGUAUGGCGUUUUGUAAGAUCAAUGGAUGAAAUGUAUCCAUUCCAUUGGUGGGGUAAAUGGAAUCCACGUUGGAAUGAAAGAGAUUUGAUGUCA